This is a messenger RNA of Teleopsis dalmanni, 721 nucleotides long. Its product is annotated as mitochondrial ribonuclease P protein 1 homolog. Bases 99 to 524 code for a protein of 141 amino acids. NCBI's taxonomy places the organism in Eukaryota, Metazoa, Arthropoda, Insecta, Diptera, Diopsidae. The transcript is spliced from 2 exons. The record is from RefSeq and is a predicted model, not a curated record. Gene Ontology annotation, biological process: mitochondrial tRNA 5'-end processing; positive regulation of mitochondrial translation. Gene Ontology annotation, cellular component: nucleoplasm; nucleus; mitochondrion. Gene Ontology annotation, molecular function: tRNA binding.
CAGAAAUAUUUCCAAAAGAAAAUUUAGUAUAUUUAACACCACAUUGUCGGAACGACUUAAACGAAUAUAAUCCUGAUGAUAUAUAUAUAAUUGGCGCCAUGGUUGAUACGUCUAACAAUGAGCCACUUUCGUUAGCAAAAGCUAAAAAAUUGGGUUUACGUAUGGCGCGUUUACCACUCGAACAUUAUUUACAGUGGGGAGCCGGUUCAGGGAAAUCAUUAACUCUCAAUCAAAUGGUUAGUAUUAUGUUGGAUAUUAAAAAAACUGGCGAUUGGAUGAAAGCGUUCUCACAUGUACCAAGGCGUAAAGUUGUCAAUAUUGAAAUGGAACAAACACAGAACAGAAAAUUUUUAAAUAAGCGUGCAAAUCAAUUCAAUAUACGGACCAGAGGUAUAUUGGAUGAAGACGAUUUUGACAAUAAUAACAGUAACCGUACUUACAAUAAAGUACGUGUAUUUAAAGAUGAUAAUCUGGAAUUUAAUUUAAAUACAUGGGCUUCAAAGAAGAGAAACAAAAAUAGUUAGAACUAUAAUGUGUAACAAAUUUAUUAAGCAAUUAAAAGUUAAACAAUGAGACGAAAAAAUUUGAGAUUUUAAUUAAUUACUGCAGUUCAAUUUUGUAUAUUGUAAAGCUGUUUGAAUUUCGAUACAUAAUAUCUGAUGAUGACAACGUUUCAUAUUUCACUUUAGUUCUAUGGUUUUGUAACGCAAUGGCUUUUUGU